CGCGCGCUUCGCUCCGUGCGUUCCCCCAAGCCAGCACACAACGGACUAAACCUCAGCGAAAGCAAACAUCGGAGCAAGUCCCACCACUCGCACUCCUCUGAUCCUUAUCGUCACAGCGGUUCUAAAUCACAUCAUAGCAGUUCCCAGAGUGCGACCCAGCCAGUAGACGACACGCUCUGGUACUGGCUGAAGACCCAACAGGCUAUGCUCGACUUGACAGCGCAGACGACCACCGCCCACCCGCUGCACCUCGGCAAAUCUAGCGAGCCCAGUCUACCGCCAAAGCCGGUCGCGCCGGCUCCUCCUCUAAAUUCGCACUUAGAUUACAAUAGAAACUCUUGGCUGUGGCAAUAUUACAAACAGUUUGGGGGCGCGAUGCCCCUGCCGGAGGAUAAACUGAAAUCGGCAUCGCAGGUCCCGAAAGACAAAGCGGCGGAGAACAUUCUUUAUUCGCAAUUGACAAGAGGCAAACCGGAGGAGGAACACGCCGCGACUGCGAUACCGAUCCCUGUGCCACCGCAGCCCGCCGCCACCGGGGAGGUGCGCGAGUCAGCCGCGCCCGAGCCUCGCGUGCCCGAACCCGUACCCAGCCCCGACGUCGGAACAGAGAACAAGGAGCCCAAUCACGAGAAAAAUGUGGACACCAGCAGAAGUCAAAACAAGGCUCGGAAUGUCCUGGACAACUUGCUUUUCAAUAAUACCAAUCAAACGUGCGGAGAGGAGGCGAAGUCGAACGAGGUCACGAACGGAGAGUGGGAGAGUGGCGCGGCGGAGGCGCUGGAGCACGGGGAGAAGUUCUUGAGGUGGCUGGAGGCGAGCGGCGACCCCAGC
This is a messenger RNA of Papilio xuthus (Asian swallowtail), 831 nucleotides long. Its product is annotated as protein distal antenna-like. Lineage: Eukaryota; Metazoa; Arthropoda; Insecta; Lepidoptera; Papilionidae. The record is from RefSeq and is a predicted model, not a curated record. The annotation marks the transcript as partial. The transcript has a single exon.